AGUAGUUCGACAAAUCAGCGCUCAACAGUGAGAUCGCAAUUUGGGGACCUGUUCAUUUUUGCAAGUCAACCAAUUUCCAACCCAUAAAUCAACGUCACUCAGAUCGACGAUAAAGCAAAAUUUCCCAUGCUUUGAAAGGAGAAAGAAGGUUUUGCAAAGACGUAUACAGCAUAGUGCGCACUUUUUAAAGAUAGUGAUCCACUUCUCAACAUAAGUGUCCCGAGUUUUAAAAGUUUUUUAUUUUAGGUUGAUUUUGCUGUAAGUACUACACCCGUUUUUCAAGGGGAUAUCUUUUCAAUCUGUUUCUGUAACCUAUUGCGAUGACCAAUCCAUUGGAAAAUCACCGGCAAGUGACUUUGAAGGAAUUCGGACCACAACUUCUAGAUAUUGGUUCAGAGAUACUUAGCGACAUCAGAAUUGACCCACAAAACAGACUUCACUUGGAGCGUGCUGUGUUUGAAAAGUUAAUAAAUAUAUAUGGGCAAGGAAGAAGUCUUGAAAAAACUCGCCAUAAGAUUAGCAAGGUUGUCAGUGUGACGCUAUUGGAUGCUAAGUCGUCGGUGGAUGUUACAGUCAUUUCUGGGGAAUUUGACUUGCUUCCUCAGCAAUUCGACAUUCCACUAGAGCAUCAUCCCAAUGAGUGUCUCCUUGAAGAAGAGAAUAAAGAAACCCAUGGUGAUGAGGAAAGACAUGUGAAAAACUCCAACAUCUUCCAGGAGAGAGUGGGCAAUCAUUUGGUGUCUAUUGAUGUGACUAUUACCGAUAUUCCCGAGUGUCAUGAUGCAGUUGGCAAUGACGGAAAACGUUUGGCCGGCAAAGACAAUGGCCAUACGUUUGUGGUAUUCUUCUGCCCCAAAGCGUAUAAGCGUGGAGUUAUUCACAUUCACCACUAAGACCUAUGCAUGCUUUGUAAAAUAAAGACACAAGUACAUGCA
Messenger RNA from Tigriopus californicus, 935 nucleotides. RefSeq lists its product as uncharacterized. The transcript has 3 exons. Bases 321 to 893 code for a protein of 190 amino acids. NCBI's taxonomy places the organism in Eukaryota, Metazoa, Arthropoda, Copepoda, Harpacticoida, Harpacticidae. The record is from RefSeq and is a predicted model, not a curated record.